Spizellomyces punctatus DAOM BR117 is the source of this 732-nucleotide messenger RNA. RefSeq names its product tRNA 2'-phosphotransferase. NCBI's taxonomy places the organism in Eukaryota, Fungi, Chytridiomycota, Chytridiomycetes, Spizellomycetales, Spizellomycetaceae. Gene Ontology annotation, molecular function: tRNA 2'-phosphotransferase activity. The coding region runs from base 1 to 732 and encodes 243 amino acids. The transcript has 4 exons. Gene Ontology annotation, biological process: tRNA splicing, via endonucleolytic cleavage and ligation. The record is from RefSeq and is a predicted model, not a curated record.
AUGGCGAGUAUUGCGCGAGGUCGAGGGAGAGGGGGAGGGCGACAUACCGAUGACCCCAUUGUCCGCAUCUCAAAAGCAAUGUCCUAUGUCCUCCGCCAUGGCGCCGCAAAAGACGGCAUUCCGAUACGUGCUGACGGUUAUGUCCUUGUAGACGACCUGCUCAAACAUCCCCGUCUUAAACAUGCAUCCCUAACCACCAUUCAACAAGUUGUGCAAGCAAAUGACAAGCAGCGGUUCACACUUGUCCAGGAAGCAGUAGAGGGAACACAUCAGAAGGUGUGGCUUGUUAGAGCUAAUCAGGGGCAUACACUACAGGUUGAGGUGGAAAUGCAGCCCAUAACAUCUCCUGCAGAAGCCCCAAUUGUCGUACAUGGAACAUAUGCAAAAAACUGGCCGUCCAUUCAAAAACACGGGCUGAAACCAAUGGCACGACAACACAUCCACUUUGCUCCUGGCAAGCCGGGAGAAAAUGGGGUGAUAAGGCAAGUUGCUCAGGGUUCUUUGAUUAACCACACGUAUCCAAAGAGGACAAAACACCUAAAAAAAACCCCCCAACUCUAUUUUCUUUUAACCAGUGGAAUGAGAUCAACGUGUGAUGUGUUCAUUUACAUUGACAUGGCUAAAGCGCUUGCCGAUGGAAUUCCCUUUCUCCGCUCUGCUAAUAAUGUCAUUCUGAGCGCAGGCAAAAACGGUGUCAUUGGGCCCGAAUAUUUCCUCAAAGUUGAAAGAUAA